AUGUCGAGCUAUCUGCUAUUAGCCUUGCAGUAUGUUUUACAGGGGACAUUAUAUGGACUUCAAGUCAGAUAUCUUCCUAUCAUCCUACGCAAGACCGGGUCAUCUCUUUUCCUUGUGGGCUCACUGAAUUUGUUGACAUUUCCUUGGCUAGUCAAAUCUCUUUGGGCACCUAUCAUUGAUGCUUACGGCGAUAAAAAUACAUGGCUGUCUUUGAAUUACGCCGGUAUAGUAGUUUCCCUGUCACUGGCUAACACCGACGCUGGAUGGAUAUUUGCCUUGUCUCUGGUCAUGCUUAAUUUUUGUUCCGCGACAAUUGAUCUCACUCUCGGAAAAAUACUUAUAACUGACCAUCAUGGCAACGAACUCUCAAAAGCCAGCUCUGUUCAAAUCGUCGGCUACAAAACAGGAUUUCUGUUCGGUGGAGGUUUAACCUUGCUGCUGGCAGAUAUCUAUUUCAUAGGUAAGGAAAUUCUCGUCCCACUCUCCGCAAUAUAUUUAAUCCUGUCACUCGCGUUUUGGGUCACGAAAAGAUCUGCUAAACCGGAAGUUGUUCACAAACCGGAAGUGGAAACGAACUUGUUACCAGGCGGUCCGCGGAUGACUGGGUUUGCGCGCUCUUCUGAAUUUCAAUGGAUGAUAAUCUGCGCAUGCGUUUACAAAUUCGCCUCACAUUCGUCACAGUCGUUAUUAACCAUGUUCUUGGUGGACGAUGGAGAGACCAUAAGCCGCCUUGGUUUUUUGUCUGGAGUGGCUGGUCAAUUCAUAUCCAUUGCUGUUGCCUCGGUGACCGGGAUGAUCUUAGCUGCUAAAUGGUAAGACCAUAACAAAUUAUCAAUGCGACCUCCAUUUGAUUAUUGUAUGUGUUAUAAGUGUACCACUUCUUUGUCCAAGGCAUCUGCCCCAUUAGAUUCUGCUAUCCCUGUCGAUGUUUGACCACCAUCCUGCUGAGACUAGACUGGUAGCAGUCUCUCUUUUCCUUCAGAUUAAGUAAGGGGAGUGCACACGCGCGCGAGCGUUGAGCGGCGAGGCCGCGAGACGCGAGAAUCGGGGGCGGCAGUCGUGCCUCCCCCGUCCGGUGCGGGAUCAUUUGCGUGUCUCGGGCGUUUUGUUAGACAGACCAAGAAAAAAAAGAGACUGCUCGUAGUAUAGCUGAGACUGGAAGUGCUAGGGGUGAGUGUAGUGAACAUACCCUGGUACGGCGGGAGUCUGAGUGAGGGUGAGUCGAAGAGAUAGAAAAGAGGACGGCUGAAACACGAAAGUGUCCGUCUACUGGCCGAAAAUUCCGCGCUUCAUGUUCAACAACGACUUCAAAACGCUUUGUUGAAUUUUAAACCUAAUAUUAAUUAGGGCGAAACAUUGUUUGUCGCUCUUAAGCUACAAUAUCACUGUAUACAAUCAAAAUACGAGGUAGUUAUAGUUAGAAUAGCAAGCAAUUUUCUGAAGAAUAAUUCCUUGAUCACUGUUUAGGAUGACUCCGGCGCAGAUGGUUGUAUUGUCGUCUUUACUGACUGUAUGUUCCGUCUGUGUACAGCUCUAUGUGGUUUGUUUCAACAACACCAAAUACAUCGCCUUAGGUAAGUGUCCACACAGCUACUACACUAACGAAUCUAGGGGUUUUUGCAUUCGUCGAGGACGAUGACAAUUGUAUUUAAAAACACACUUAGUUUAAUUGUUGAAAAGACUUCUCUUUACUCCUUACAGUGUACAUUUUACUCAACGUGGUUCACGGAUCCCAGGCUACUCCAGUUUACACUCUUAUGCUACGAUGUUCCCAGAAUGCACCACCGUCUGUGCGUACCACUUGUUACUCGUUUCUAGGCGCGCUAGAGAUUCUGGGUAAGCAAUUGUCUUUGUUCCUUGCGGGAGUGAUAGCAGAGUUGUUUGGUUAUGUCGUUGGCUUAAACAUAUCACUUACGGUUUCUAUUCUCGUGGUAUUAUUGGUCUGGAAGUGCCCUAGACAUCUACGAAACACGCAGUCUUAG
Porites lobata is the source of this 1982-nucleotide messenger RNA. Lineage: Eukaryota; Metazoa; Cnidaria; Anthozoa; Scleractinia; Poritidae. The record is from the annotation of a GenBank genome assembly.